Nicotiana attenuata is the source of this 1220-nucleotide messenger RNA. Its product is annotated as protein SHI RELATED SEQUENCE 1-like. The record is from RefSeq and is a predicted model, not a curated record. Bases 296 to 898 code for a protein of 200 amino acids. The transcript has 2 exons. Gene Ontology annotation, cellular component: nucleus. Gene Ontology annotation, molecular function: DNA-binding transcription factor activity; DNA binding. Lineage: Eukaryota; Viridiplantae; Streptophyta; Magnoliopsida; Solanales; Solanaceae. Gene Ontology annotation, biological process: positive regulation of DNA-templated transcription.
UCAAUUUUACCGUUACUCCAAAUCCCUUCAUAAAAUAAAUAUAUAUUGAUAAUUAAAAAGUACUUGAGAAAAGCUUGAAAGAGGAAAAGCAAUCCCCAACAUAUAGUACUCUUGAGCCAUGAACUCUCUCUUGGAAGAAAAAAUCCAAAGAAAGCAAACACACUUGCCUCAAUUCAGCAACAGAAAGAACAUAUACAAACUAAUCCAUCUAACAGCAAAACCCCAACAGUGAAUUAAUCAAUCUUCUAAAAUGAGUACUUUUAUAAGAGGAGCAAAAAAAGGAGCCUAAUUGAAGAUGAUGAGAGAAGAGGGAAUAUCAUCAAACAGUAGGUGUCAAGACUGUGGAAAUCAAGCAAAGAAAGAUUGUCCAUAUUUGAGGUGCAGAACUUGCUGUAAAAGCCAAGGGUUUCAGUGUCAAACCCAUGUCAAAAGCACUUGGAUCCCUGUCUCUAGAAGGCGUCCAAGGCACCACCUUCUUCACACUAUUCAACAACAACAACAGCAGCAGCAGCAGAAGCAGCUUCAAGUAAACCCUAAAAGAUACAGAGAAAAUGAUAAUAAUCUUGCUGCAGGUGGGGAAGAAGAAGAUCUACCAACAGAAUUGAGUUUACCAGCAGUAUUUCGAUGUGUUCGAGUAAGUUCAACAGACAAUGUGGUGGAUCAAUAUGCUUAUCAGACAUCAGUGAAAAUAGCAGGACAUGUAUUUAAAGGGAUAUUAUAUGAUCAAGGCCCUGAGACUGAGACUCAUUACACUAAUAUGGCUAGGGAAAGCUCCUCAAAUGGCUUCCAACAAGAGCAACUUACAACAAAUUCAACACAACCACUACCUUCUUACCCUAGUCCUUUUAAUAAUUUCAUGCCUGGUACGCAAUUUUUUCAAUACCCAAAGUCAUCCUAAAAUUUAAAAUUAUUUCUGUUUUUUUUUUUUUUUUAAAUUUAAUAUGUGCAUUCCAUGUGUAAAUGUAAAAUAAUUAUUUCCUUUCAUUCCAUAAUAAGUGAUCUUUUGACCUUUUUAAUUGGUCCAAAAUAAGUGUCCUUUUACAUAAUCAAGAAGAAAUUUAAUUUAACUUUUCUAAAAUUUAUCCUUAUUUAUAUAUCUCAAUGUAUCAAUGUAACAAUAUGUAACUUCAAAUUAAGGGUAAUUUAGUGAAUACAUCUUUUUUUGUAGGAAUUAGUAUUUUCUGCCAAAUACCAAAAAAUCACUUAUUAUAGAUCGGAGA